AUGAAAAAAAUUCGUCAUACGCUGGACUUAGGUGUUAAUUUGACGGAUCAUGGAAGAAGAAGAAGCCAUUCUCUUGUUCGAGACAACAUUCGUGAUUCAAAAUUUCGAGCAACAUUGAAUCGAGCGUUGAAUGAAGUGACUGUCGAGUAUGGAGGAUCAACAUACCGAUUAGAACGAAGUGAACAUAUUCUAAAAGAAUGUCGCAAAAAAGAUGUUCCUGGUAUUCUUCAUCGUCUUUGGCCAACUCUGGUGUUUGUAUCCACUGUGACAGGAGGUUCUUUUGCCAUCUACGAAGAAGAGAUCCGAUUUUAUUGCGGGGAAAAAUUACCUCUAACUAAUUAUGGCAUCUGUGGUGCCAGUGAAGGAUUUUUUGGAUCUCUCGCAAGUGUUCACACAGCAGAGUAUUUUCUAUCACCAACAGCGGCCUUCUUCGAAUUCAUCAGAGAAGAAGACGUGCAUCAGGUAUGUUAUUUUCUAAACAUUAUGAUCGCGUUGCAUUGCAGGAUGAUUCUAUCCUAUGAUUGAGCAUUUUUCUCCAGUUAUGCUUGUUCUUUUUCUUCAGGCUCAACCAAAAACUCUUCUCAUCUCAGAGAUCGAACCAGGAAAUCGAUAUGAGUUGGUUUGUACAACCGAGGCAGGAUUGGUUCGAUAUCGAAUGGGCGAUGUGAUCAAUUGCACGAGAUU
Didymodactylos carnosus is the source of this 684-nucleotide messenger RNA. The record is from the annotation of a GenBank genome assembly. Lineage: Eukaryota; Metazoa; Rotifera; Eurotatoria; Philodinida; Philodinidae.